CACAUGGACUGCGGGGAAUCCCCAAUCGUCAUUACUAUUAUAAGAAGGUGAUUUCCAUCUCCACGCAUAUAUGGUUACUUUAGUGAGACUGAUUUUUAGGAUAAAUUUUGAGCCGCUAAAACUGGCUCUGCACAGUAAAAAGUUUCAGAAAUUUGCCAUCCACAGAGCAAAUCAUUUAAACCUUUUGGUAUAUUUUUCUACUUGCUGACAAUGGCCCAUGAAUUUGCAGAUGACUCUUCGGACGUUUUUCAAAAAGAGUCAGGGGAAGAUGUCCCAAUUUAUGGAAGUUUUGGUGCUGAUCCAACUUUAGCCAGUUCUGAACCAUUUCAGGCUUUAAAAGGUGCAUAUGAGCAUAUCAAGCAAAGCUUGCAUAGUACAAAUGAUAAAUGCAAAUUUCUCACGAUAGAAAUGAAGAAACUUCAGAAAGAAAAUGAGAAAUUGAAGCAAAGUAAUGAAUCAUUGGAAAGAAUAAAUUCUUUUGAGAUUUCACCAGAAGUAGCAGAUAAGAAUAAAAUAUACUUGCUCAAUACAAAGAUAGAAGAACUCACCCGUGAAAAUAGUGAACUUCGGACAUCAUUACCAAGUCAAAGUCAGGCAAUCACACUAACAACAGGCAAUGAGCAAUUUUCAGAAACUCAAUGUCAAAGUAAAGAUUGUCUGAAAAGAAUUCAAUCAUUAGAAAAUAUAAACAAGGGUCUAACAACAGAUAGCAAGCUACAAGAAAACAAAAUAAAGAUGCUAAAUGAAAAAUUGUUAGAAAAUCAGAAUGCUGAGGAACACCAAAAAGGAAAUUUAUUACAGUCAUCUGUCUCGGAAAAAUCUAAGUUAAGUGGAAUUUAUGAUAUAAUAUGUAGCCUGAAUAUAUCUAAUUCAACUGAAUGGUAUGCUGAACUACAGCAGAUACAGCAAGAAAUAGAUAGAAAGCUAACAGAGAUUUCCCUCCUUCAAGGAGAUUCAGAUAUGGAAACUGAUGGGAAUGAAGAUCAAACAGAAAAUGCGGAUAUGGUAGAGUUUGAUGUUGGAUAUUUCCUGUCGGACUAUAAAAAAUUGAAGGAAGAAGUUAAAAAUCUAUUACACCAGCUACAAUAUUACAGGGAAUUAAAUCAGGCUGGUAUGCUGAAUAUCAGGAGUAGAAAAAAACGAGAAUCAGAUUCUGAAAUGGAAGAUGAUCCGAUGAAUAGACAGUUUUAUAGCCGUUUUAGAGAAUUAAUACCAAGUUCUAGCAUCAAACGUCCACCAAAGGAAGAGUUGGGAACUGCUGCUCUAGGCGAAAUUCCACCAUCUCUUGAGGGAAGUGAGGAGGACCUCUACGGUGGCUCCCCUCCACAGAUCCAGCAAAGUAGUACUAGUACCAGCAUAUAUGGUCAAGGAUUUUUUAGGGCUAUGCGAAAUUCUGAAGAAAAUAGCCCCAUGGUUAGACUUCCUUCAUCAAGUUAUGGUGCAGCCACAAAUGUCCCAGCUAUGCGUGAUAUUACACAUUUCGGACCAGGGAGUGCACCAACUUUUUCAACCAGUGGUCGUAUGGGAUCCGCUAUUACCUUUACUCACGGAAUUGGAAGCCCAGUGGCCAGUCAAAGCCAAGAGUCAGAAGGCAAAUUUAAAAUACCUAUUAUGCAAGAGACAGGUGAGGGCCUGUUACCACCCAGAAAUCCUCCUAACCUACAAGAGGAUUUACAUGCUGCUGGACGCAGUUCUCCUGAGGUAUUUACACCAGCUGCCCUUCUGGAAGAGCAAAAAAAAGAAGCUGAGGCUGGUGAUAUGACUCCAGUAGACCCAGAAUGGACUUCCUGCCCAAUGUGCAGCCGGCAAUUCGAUCGCUCUUUAUUUUCAGCUGAGUUCAUUAACCAUCAUGUAAAUUCUCAUUUUGAUGGAAGUUCUGAGUAUGAAUUUGUUGAUAUCUUACAAUGAAAAGAACAUGGAUUUGAUUAUCUUUAGACCCCAUUUACACUUGGUUAAAUCUUCCUAAGGCCAUCGUUAAAGCGUAAACAGAAACUAACACAGAGCGUGCUUAACUUUGUCAAAGUAUUUUUCAGUCUGCUCCUUGAUGUUUUUGUGUGUGAUCCAUGGAAUGAUGCUUGAGUCUCCGUAGCGAUAAUCUAAAAAUUAUAUCAACAAACUCCCUCACUUGAUGACACAAAGAUAGCUAAAUUAUCCAAAUAAGUCUUGUGCAACUUGUACACAGUGGUAUAUCUAGAAGUCUUUCUACAAGAUUUUUUUUUUGGGGGGGAGGCGCGUAAUUUUUGGAGAGGUGUGCGCACCGCCCUAGAUAUGCCACUUCUUGUACAACUCAACAAUUAACAUAUUAAAUUCUAUGUGCUUCAUUAUUCAGACAUUUGGACCUAUAUCACAUUUUCAAAUUUAUUUGUAGAAUGCAGUCUACCAUUUCAAUCAAAUUAUGUUUUUAAUUUUGGCAUUGGUUUAAAUUCAGUUUUCCCUCACGCUCCUCUCUCUCUCUCCUGAUAAAAAUAUUUCCACCAUUAAUACCUGUGGCGGAUGCAGGGUUGGGGUACAGAUGGUGCGAUUGCACCCCCCUAAAUUGUAUUAAAAAAAAUAAUUGUUGAUAUGAAGAUAAAUUAAAUUUCUGGUCAUGUAGAGGUCUAUAUUCUUAAAAUUUUAGCAUGUCAGCCCCAAUCAUGGCGGGGCUGAGAUGGUGUGGACCCCCCUACUGCCAAAUAAAUGAAAUUAAAUCUGGUAUGCGAGUGCAAUUUCCGGGCAUAUUCUCAAAAUUUUCGCCCCACAGCUCCAACCAUGGUGGGGCUGAGGUGGUGCGGACUCUUCUUCACCCCCUACCGCCAAAUCCUGCAUCCGCCCCAGAAUACAGUUUUGAAUACAAGUUGCAUGAUUUGUCUCUUCAAACUGUCUAGGCCUAGGUCAAGGAGGUGUGUGACUUUUUAAGCAAUUUAGUUCCAUAUGCUACAUAGAUUAUUUCAAUUCAGAUUAGAUUAAACAGUGCAUUUAAGAAUUGCCUUUGGCCCCUGACAUGCCAACAUACAAUUUUUCAUACACUAAACGUGAAACAAUGUACAGUCAGCUAUAAUAAUUGCAUUAACACAUACUGUGAAGUGGCUUCUCCCAGCGUGACAACCCUGCAGCUGUGAUGCUAUACUUCGAUGGUGCAUAAACAUUGUAUUAUAUUCAGAAUACAGAAUUUAAUUGAGUGAGACUACAGCAGAUGAAAUAAAAACAAAACAAUGUGCUAUUAGUGUGCUAGAUGUUUGAAGGUUACUGAAAUCAGAAACCAUGUUGAGGAAGUAUAAUCCUGAUGGCUGUCAUCUUCCUUUCUCAGGCUCUACACUGCAACUAAAUUAUUAAAGUGAGGUAUAAAAGACUGCUGGAUGUAGACCAAAGAUACUAGAAAUACAAGAUAGAGUUCUCCACACAAAAAAAGUGUUCCACCGUAGUAUAGGAAACUUGCAUGGUUAAAAUGAAGGGCGCCGUCUACGUUGGGCACGACUUCCGCCUCAUUUUUACAAUGGGAGUAUCUUUGAUGUAGACAAAGUGGUCUGUAUUUUGUAGUUUGGAGCAUUGGAUGCUUGUGUGUUAGUGAUUCCUAAACCUCUUUGAUGAUGGCAGUACUGAGUCUCUACACUGCAACUACAGGGGUUAGCUACAAGUAGGUUGUUCCACAAAUGCAUACUACAAUGUUAAAGGGACGUAUGGAAGCAUGCUGGAUGUAGAAAAAUUGAUCUGUAUUUUGUAAUUUGGAGCAUUGGAUGCUUGUGUGUUAGCAAUUCCGAAACAUCUUGUUUGGUGAAGGUACUGAGGCUCUACACUGCAACUACUGAGCUUAGAUACUAGUAGGUUGCAUCACAUUACUUAUGUUCACUACGAUAUUACGGAAAUGUAUGAAAGAAAUCUAGAAAAAGUGAUCUGCAAAAUCAUCAUGCAUUGAAGCGAUUGUGUGUGUAUGUUAGUGAUUCCUUAAUCUCUUGUAUGAUAUGGCAGUACUGCGGCUCUAAACUGAAACUUUAGAGGUUAGCUUCUAGUAGGUUGUUCGACAAAUGCAUACUACAAUAUAAAGAGAGGUACAAAAGAAUGCUGGAUAUGGAAAAAGUUACCUGUAUUUUGUAAGUUGGAGCAUUUGUGCUUGUGUUGGUGAUUCUUAAACCUCUUGUUUAAUGACAGCAUUGCAGCUUUUAAAACUUGCUCUGGGUAAGCAACCAGUCGUUGUGUUUAAUCCAUCAGUUUACAUAGUAUUCAAGUUUGGUACACUAUGUACAAUACUGUACCAGUGUCUUGUAGGCUUUGGUUUUUACAUUUUUGGACCAUGAUUUUGUUUUUCACAUCCGGCCCAAGAGUUAUCAUCCUUUUUUAUCAUUCUCUCAGGAUGGCUAUGUUUGGCAAUUACUUUAUGACACCUAGAUAUUCAUGUUGGACAACUUUGCUAAUGAUGUCCUUAUAAGCGCUGAAUGAAGUGCUUGGGUUUUUCACUGAUAAAAUUUGACAGCACAGAUUUUGAUUAUGUGGUCUAUAACUUAAGGCAGAAAGUUUUGUACGUGUACUUAAAAUUCAUUCUGUUUGAUCCCCAUAGUUUGAGGAUUUCUCAGAAAAUUAUCUCUCGGGUACGACUUUAUUGUCUUGAAAGGCAAUUUUCUGAAAGAGUAUUACACUUUCAUAAAAUUGCCAUUCAAAACAAUGGACGUACUCUAUAUAAAGGGCCAUAACGAGCCUUAGGAAAUCCCAGAGGAGACCUCAACUCAACUAAAGAUUAACCAUGAUUGCUUGAAUCUGAAAGAGGAAUGUAUUGAUAUCCAGAUAUGAAAGGACCAUCCAGUGCUACAGAAAUGUACAUUGACAGACAAGAGGCGAUGGGAAAUCAAGCAAGAUUUCAUCACCCAGGCUGAGUAGUGCAAAUGUAUGUUGCAAGUUCAUUAAAUUUGUUUUCAUAUCAGUUGAAAGAUAUUUAUAAAUCAUUUGCAGGUUUUCAUUGGCAUUGGGAUGGAAUGAAUGAACCUAAUUUAUUAAAAUAGCAAGUGAUAUAUGAAAUGCUUCCUUCAUUGAUUGAUUGAUUGAUUGAUUGACAGUGCAAGUAAUAAAUGAUAGGAGUUUUUUUAAAUCAGCUGUCGGGGGGGGGGAGGUUAUGUACUGAGCUGGAAAAACUACCAUUUUGUGUGUUAGGCUGAAAAAAUAUACCUAAUUAAGAAAUAAUGUAGUUUUUACAUGUCUGUAAAAAUUGGGAGAUGGUAACUUAUACUUCUUCAAAUUUUGAUCAAGUAUUUGUCGUUGAUCCUGUACUACUUGGCUUAAGGGGCAAAAUACAGCCCAUUCGUCAUCGGAGUCAGAAAGUGUGUAUGGAUGUAAAUAAAUGUGCUUUAUCAUAGAAAUUGAGGGCUUAGGAUAUUUAAUAGAUGAAUGAGAACGAAUUUAGGCUGAAAAAAGCUUAAUUUAUGUGUGUAACACUUGAGGUUAAUUUGGCUGCAUUCCAGCACACCUGUUAUCACUACGAGAAGCAUUGCAAUACACCUGUGAUCACCACUAUGCAAAUUGUAAAAAAUGUUCUCUUGCAUCAUAAGUUGUGGAAAGCAUUUCACUGCACCUGUGAUGAUUUCAUAGGCUGUGGUUAGCAUUUCAGCACAAGGUUAAUCAUAUAAAAGAAAGUUAUGACAAAUUUUGAAAGUAAAAUCCUACUUAGGAACAUAUUAGUAUUAGCAAGUUGUGAAUUUGAAAAAAAAAAUUACAUGUGAAGUAAUAAUGAAUCUUAGUUUUACCAAUAUAUUGUUAUUUACUACAAAACAGCAGAAUGAUUAAACAUGUUAAACUUGUAUUAAGACAAAGAAACAUUCUCGCUUACGGUACCUUCAAUUUGCGUAUACAAUAGAUAGAAUCUACUGUACACAUUAAGCAUAAAUAUACUUGCAAAAUCCAUAAUUUUAGUUGCGUUGGAAUGUUUUUCCCAUCAUGAUUACAACUUUACUCCACCUGUGACUACUCCAUGGUCACAGGUGCAUUGAAACACACAGCAACCCAGGUGUGAUUGAAAUGCAACAAAGAUGUGACCUCUCCCAUGGUCACAGGUGCAUUGAAACACUGCAACCCAGGUGGGCCUACUUUACAUUGAAUCAUAUAACAGGCACACUUGGGAUCUACUGCAGUGUUUAAAAUGCACCUGUGAUCAUGGCUGUACUUUAGUUUUGUUGACCAUAUCACAGGUGGAUUGAAGCACAGCAAUAGAUCCCAGGUGUGCCUAAUUAUAAUUGAAUGAUAUAAUACUAGUUGAAAGGCCUAUUUAACAAAUCCACAUAGUUCUAGAAGACUAUUGUAAGAUGUAUCUGUUUAUUGUGAUUAUGGGCAUUAAUUAAAUUGUAUAUUUGUUCAAUUUUUAGCAAGAUCAAGGAGCAUGAUUGUUGAAAUACAUUUAUAAUAUUUGUAGUGUGUAUAUAUUCAUCGACUAUGCUUCUAAGAAUGUUUAGUUGAAGUUCGUUAUUCUUUUUUGUAUUUGUUUUCGUUAUAUUGUUAUUGGCACUGUGUUAAUAUUAUUGGUUAAUUCCA
Messenger RNA from Anneissia japonica, 6489 nucleotides. RefSeq names its product calcium-binding and coiled-coil domain-containing protein 1-like. The transcript is spliced from 4 exons. The coding region runs from base 211 to 1908 and encodes 565 amino acids. NCBI's taxonomy places the organism in Eukaryota, Metazoa, Echinodermata, Crinoidea, Comatulida, Comatulidae. The record is from RefSeq and is a predicted model, not a curated record.